UUGCUGCAGGUUCGGGUCCGAGUCUCCUUGCGGGUGGGGUUGUGAGGACCCGCUACGCACUCGAGAGUGUCCCCGGGCCUGUCCGGGGUGCCGGCGCCGUUCCUUCCUACGGCGGCUCCUGCGGCGGAGCGGACCGGGCAGCAGCCCGCGUCCCCAGCGGUCGACGACAUGCGCAGCCUGCCGUACUUCUGCCGCGGCCAGGUGGUGCGGGGCUUCGGCCGCGGCUCCAAGCAGCUGGGCAUCCCCACAGCGAAUUUUCCUGAACAAGUAGUAGACAGUCUUCCAGCUGAUGUGUCCACUGGCAUUUAUUAUGGUUGGGCCAGUGUUGGAAGUGGAGAUGUCCAUAAGAUGGUGGUGAGCAUCGGAUGGAACCCAUACUACAAGAAUGUUAAGAAGUCCAUGGAAACCCACAUCAUCCACACCUUCAAAGAGGACUUCUAUGGGGAAAUUCUCAAUGUGGCCAUUGUUGGCUACCUCAGACCAGAGAAGAACUUUGAUUCUUUAGAGGCACUCAUUUCAGCAAUUCAAGGUGAUAUUGAAGAAGCUAAGAAACGACUAGAUUUACCAGAGCAUUUGAAACUCAAAGAUGACAAUUUCUUCCAGAUUUCUAAAGGCAAAAUUAUGAAUGGCCAUUGAUGAAAA
Molecule: messenger RNA, 642 nt
Organism: Jaculus jaculus (lesser Egyptian jerboa)
Lineage: Eukaryota; Metazoa; Chordata; Mammalia; Rodentia; Dipodidae
Product: riboflavin kinase
Exons: 1
Coding region: 169-636 (155 amino acids)
Biological process (GO): FMN biosynthetic process; riboflavin biosynthetic process
Cellular component (GO): mitochondrion
Molecular function (GO): riboflavin kinase activity
Source: RefSeq, a predicted model, not a curated record